Sinocyclocheilus grahami is the source of this 4691-nucleotide messenger RNA. RefSeq names its product period circadian clock 3 (gene per3). NCBI's taxonomy places the organism in Eukaryota, Metazoa, Chordata, Actinopteri, Cypriniformes, Cyprinidae. The transcript is spliced from 23 exons. The record is from RefSeq and is a predicted model, not a curated record. The coding region runs from base 267 to 3977 and encodes 1236 amino acids. Gene Ontology annotation, molecular function: transcription corepressor binding; transcription cis-regulatory region binding. Gene Ontology annotation, cellular component: nucleus; cytoplasm. Gene Ontology annotation, biological process: circadian regulation of gene expression; entrainment of circadian clock by photoperiod; negative regulation of transcription by RNA polymerase II.
GUGGCUCCGGUCGGCCAGACUCACGUGGGGCUGAUGUGUUGCGGCUGGAGGGACUCGCGAGAAACUGGAGCAAGUGAUUAUUGAACAUAAACAUCAAUUAUUUCAGUGGAAGACUGUAUGUAACCACCUAGUAAAACAUCAUCAUCAUCCCCAUGGGUUUCUCUAUAGACCUUCAUUGUUAAUGUGGACAAAAGCAGGGGAGCGUCUAGAUUCUGGAUCAGAGCUUCAGUAGAGGUGGGCAGUGGUCGGAGGAGAACUUGCUGGGAAUGCUGGGAGGAGACGGCUUUCCCGAUGGAGAAGAGGAGAACUCUUCUCCAGGCUCCAGCAAGCGUUUGGGGCAGACGGACCAAGCUAACAGCGGGCAGGACCCUGGGACCACCGGAUCAGGGUCCAGGUCCGGAUCGGGUUCAGGUGAGGAGGAGGAAGCCGAGGAGCAGCGAGGAAGAACCAGCAGAGGGGAAAGCUCAGCGGGCUGUGAGGAGAGCGGAGGAGAGCAGACGCACGAGGACGUGGACAUGAACAGCGGUUACGACUCCAGCAGCGGAAACGACAGUGUCAGGGGCUCACGACAUCAUCGUUCCUCGGCCAAUUGCAGCCCUGGAGGCACCAUAGGAUCAGGAAGAACCAAGAGCUCAAAAUCUGCCACUGGUUCCUCAUCGUCCAGUUUUGAGUGCAGUGAGCAGACGGAGCACGGCCGUGAGCAGACGCACCGAGAGAUGAUGCAGACGGUGCAGGAGAUGAAGAAACGGCUGCCGUCGGAGAAGAGAAGCCGCAGUAAAGCCAGUACGGUGGAGGCACUGAACCACGCACUGAACUGUGUCAAACAAGUACAAGCAAACAGCGAGUACUACAACUUACUAAUGAGCAGCGGACUGGAGAAGAGACGAGAAGCUACUGUGUGCUCGCUGGAGGAGCUGGAGGGAAUCACUUCAGAACACAUGCUGAAAAACGCUGUAUGUCCUGCUCCGUUUCCUCUGAAAGCCUUGAUGCAAACUAGAAUGAAAAACGUUAUUCGUCUUUGUCUCUCUGUAGCAGCGGUUCUGUAUAAAUGUGCCCAGGUCAAGUCUUUCUUCUGUCGAAUCAGAGGAGGGAAAGAUAGAGAUGGAGAAUUGCGUUAUAGUCCGUUCCGGAUCACUCCGUACCUGCUGAAGGUUCAGGGAUCGAGAGCAGAGGAGGAGCCGUGCUGUCUGGCCCUGGCCGAACGCAUCAUCUCAGGAUAUGAGGCCCCUCGCAUUCCCAUGGACAAGCGCAUUUUCAGCACGACUCACUCACCAGGCUGUGUCUUUUUAGAAGUGGAUGACCGUGCGGUGCCUUUGCUCGGCUACCUCCCUCAGGAUCUGAUCGGUACCUCAGUUCUGACCUGCCUGCAUCCAGACGACCGCCUGCUCAUGCUGUCCAUGCACCGCAAAAUUCUGAAGUAUGCGGGCCAGCCUCCGUUUGAACACUCACCCAUCCGGUUCCAGUGUCAGAACGGCGACUACGUCACCCUGGACUCCAGCUGGUCCAGCUUCAUCAACCCCUGGAGCCGUAAGGUGGCCUUCAUCAUCGGAAGGCACAAAGUUCGCACUGGACCUCUGAAUGAGGACGUUUUUGCUGCACGGAGUAAAGCUGAGCAGUCAGUCAUGUGUGACGUUAAAGAGCUGCAAGUCAUGAUCUACAAGCUCUUCUUACAGCCUGUUCAUAAUAAUGGAUCCAGUGGCUAUGGCAGUCUGGGUAGUAAUGGCUCUCACGAGCACUACAUCAGUGUGGCGUCGUCCAGCGACAGUAACGGAAACCUCUGGGAGGAUUCGCACAGAGAACCAAUGACAUUGCAGCAGUUUUGUGCUGAUGUCAAUAAAGUGAAGAACUGGGGCCAGCAGGCGUAUCUGGACUCCCGGAGGAAGCUCACACCUUUAGGACCAGCCACUGCAGUGGCGGCAGCAGGCGUUUAUCCUAAUACCAGUCAGGGUUUGGGAAUUAGAGAUCAUCUAAAGCAGUCUCUACAAGAAGCCCGGAAACAACCACACAUCCCAUCCUACCAGCAGAUCAACUGUGUGGACAGCAUCAUCAGAUAUCUUGAGAGCUGUGCGACGUCUGCUCUGAAACGAAAGAGCGACUCUUUGUCCAUAGCUACGUCAUCUUCAUCCUCCAUGUCUGAGGAAGACAAACCCACAGCGGCUGCACAUGAAGAUGCUGUGAACACAGACGAAGCUGCUCUAGAGGGCGCUGGUGCUCUGGACAGCCAGGUGUCUGCGGGUUCGGCCACGACGGCAGCGGUGGUGGGAGCGCCACUCACAGACAUUACAAUCUCCACUGAAGCCAUGAGCGUGGUGUCCGUCACCAGUCAGUGCAGUUACAGCAGCACCAUAGUGCACGUGCCGCAACCCGAGUCAGAGGUCACAGCCUUAGAAAAUGCUCCAAUGGGGAGUGAACCAACAGACUCCGCCCCCACCCCUGCACGCCCCGCCCCCAGCACCUCCUCAGCGGCUCAGGAGGAGUUACUCGUGGUGGAUCUUACUAAAGAGGUGCUGUCGGCCCACACCCAGAAGGAGGAGCAGCAAUUCGUAGAUCGUUUCCAACAUCGUAUCCUGCAGAGUCCCUACAGCUCCUACCUCCAGCAGGACAACAGCAGCAUGGCCCAUUCUCAUCACAGAGCUGAUGUUGUGCGUCCUCCAAACAAGCACAAGCGGCCCAAACCAGAAGACUCAUCCGACAGCUACGGCUCCCAGCCGGGCAAAUACUGUUCACUUCCCAGACCCACAGGAGCGCCUCAUUCCUCCUGGCCGUCCUCAGAGUCGUCUCAGCCCCCGCCAUCCAACAUCGGCUUUGUGCCGCCCAUGGCAGCGCCAAUGCAGUCGGCCCCUUACUUCACUGUGCUCAGUGCAGAUCAGCAGCCCAUGGUGGUCCAGCCUGACCAAGCUGUCCAGAACCUCCAACCCAUGCCUCCCAUGACUCCCAUGAUGGUCGUCCUGCUUCCUAGCUACCCCGUGUACCCCGGCAACAAUGGCAUGUAUCCGCAGGGAAUGCCCGUCCCGGUGCCCGGAGUCGUUCCCCAGCCUCCCUUUAAUAUGGGCGGCUACAUCCCGUCUGGUGGCCACAUGCCACAUAGGUCUCCAUCUCAGGGGCAUCCUGCAGGGUCCAGCGUCACAGGAGCUGGGAUGCCACCGGGUGCCUCGGCGGAGGUCGACUCGAUACCUGCCCCUUGGUUUGGGGAAGACCUUGAUGCAGCACAACCUACAGCACUCUUCUCCAGCUCUCGCUCCAGCUCGCCCAUCCAGCUGAACUUACUCCAGGAGGAGCUGACCAAACCCACCGAAGCCCAGAACAGCACCGGUCCAGAGAGUCUGCAUGAGCCCCACGCCAAAGCGGUGGAUGCUCCCAGCGAGUCGGGUAACCAAGAUGCCCAUUUUACCUCCAGCGAAAUGCUUGACCAGUUGCUACAGGAGGACGCCCGCUCAGGAACCGGCUCCAACGCUUCAGACAGUGGCUCCGGGGAGUCGGGAGGCUCUCUGGGCUCCGGGUCGGGACUCUGUUCUAACGGAACAUCUACCAGCCAUACCGGCAGCAGCAAUAGCAGCAAGUACUUCGCCAGCAAUGAUUCAUCAGACACGUUGCGGAAAGCGCGCAAGUCCACGGAGGCCCAAGAAAGGGAGCAUACAACCUUCAAAAAGCACGUGGACAACCCGUUAUGGAGCAUGAUCAAGCAGACGCCCGAACCAGUCAUGAUGACCUAUCAGAUCAGUCCCAGGGAUCAGGCCCAGGUUCUUCAAGAAGACCGGGAGAAGCUGGUUCUGAUGCAGCCCAUGCAGCCCUGGUUCACCCAGGACCAGAAGAAGGAGCUGGCCGAGGUCCAUCCCUGGAUCCAUCAGCACACGGUCCCACAGGAGAUCAACACACAGGGUUGUGUGAGUUGUAACACCAUGGAACCGGGUGAAGAACUGAAUCUUCAGACUGGCUCUCCAAACCCUCCCACUCCUGACAGCUCCUGUCCGUCAUAGGAUGCUAGACCCGACACAGACACCUGACCGCACACCCUGCUGGACCUCCAGCCCUCUGGGACUCAGUGAUUCUUCUGCUUUCAGCUGGGAAUCAUAGGAAGAGAGAGACACCCGCAUCCGUGUGCCAGUCUCUCAUAAUUCCUCCUGAGUUCACGAAACGAGGCAAGCACUUUGCACUCAAUCAAACCACGUCAGAGUGAGUUUGGACACUCGCAGGAGACGGACAUUUAGUGAUGGUCGUCACAUGACCAUGCAUUUCUCUCUGCUGUUCUCCGUUACAGUCCAUGGACCCAAACAGCUGUGAAUAUCAGACUAUAAUUUGGUAGUGGUGUCAUAAGAGCUCUUCAUAUUUUUUAGACUGUUGCCCGAAUGUUUUUUUUUAAGAAAGGUUUUUUUCAUUAAUAAUGUGUCCUCUACUGAAUCUUGAAUCUUGCAGGCUCAGGAGGGUUUAUGAUCUCCCAAAAGUCCCUGUAAUGAGUUUCCUGAACGCUUGCGCAGAUAUAAAUGUGUAUAAACACAUUAGCACUCACCGCCAAAAUCUAACAGCAUCUACGAAUGGAAAUGAAUGAUAUUUGGUCCAGAGCACAAAGUUCUUCAUUCCUUAUCAAGUUCAUCCAAUCCAAAUGAAUAAUUUGAGUGAGGCCUUAAGAUAGUUUUUCUGUCAGUGUUUUCUGUUCUCAAUUUCAAAUAUUUUUUCCAAUAUACUUGUGAUUG